This is a messenger RNA of Metarhizium brunneum ARSEF 3297, 1011 nucleotides long. The record is from RefSeq and is a predicted model, not a curated record. NCBI's taxonomy places the organism in Eukaryota, Fungi, Ascomycota, Sordariomycetes, Hypocreales, Clavicipitaceae.
AUGGAGUCCUCCGAAUCCUCGCCCGGGACGCCGUCUCGGGACUCGGCAGAUAGCCCGCCAACAGUCGCGACAUGGACCACCUCUCCCGAUGUUUCGCUCCUUGACGUGUCCCUCGACGACGGCUCGGGCGCCUCGCCGGCGGCGUCUCUGUCCGCCCGGCGCGAGGAGUAUGUCCUGGUGACGGGCGGCCUCGGCUUCAUCGGGAGCCACACGGUCGUGGAGCUCGUCAAGGCCGGGUACAACGUCAUCAUCGUAGACGACUUGAGCAACAGCUAUCGCAGCGUGCUGGACGGGAUACUAGAAAUCGCCCGCCGCCACUACGAGGACCGCCGUCAGGGCGGCGGCGCGCGGCGGCGCUGCCCCAUGGUCGAGAUGCACCAGGUGAGCUACCGCGACCUGCCGGCCAUGCGGUCCAUCCUGGAGCUGCACUCGUUCCCCAGCCCGGCAGGCACGCCCGCCCGCUCCAACAUCGUGGGCGUCAUCCACCUGGCCGCCUACAAGGCCGUCGAGGAGAGCAUCCGCCACCCCCUCCGGUACUACCAGAACAACAUCAACGGGCUGGUGGACCUGGUGGCGCUGCUGGGCGAGUUCGCCGUCAAGACCUUCAUCUUCUCCUCGUCGGCCGCCGUCUACGGGUCGCUCUCGGCCGGCGGGGGCCGCCCCCUCCGCGAAGAGAUCUGCGCACACCCGGCCGAGCGGGCCGGCACCGGGGCGCCGCCGUCACGCUCCGCCGGCGGCGGCGGCAUCACCAACCCCUACGGCCGCACCAAGCUCUUCGCCGAGGCCAUCCUCUCUGUGCUCGACGUCGUCCGCGCCAUGGAGGCCGUGUCGGGGCGGGCCAUUCCGCGCGAGACGGUCGCCCGCCGCGACGGCGACGUGGCUGCCUCGGUGGCCGCUGUGGACCGCGCGCGCCGCGAGCUGUGCUGGGAGACGGAGAAGACGCUGCUGGACGCGUGCUACAGCGUGUGCAGUCGGCUCGAUUUGCUGCCGUGUCGGGCGCGUGGUGUGUAA